Molecule: messenger RNA, 885 nt
Organism: Penicillium expansum
Lineage: Eukaryota; Fungi; Ascomycota; Eurotiomycetes; Eurotiales; Aspergillaceae
Product: Class II aldolase/adducin N-terminal
Exons: 3
Coding region: 1-885 (294 amino acids)
Cellular component (GO): cytoskeleton
Molecular function (GO): actin filament binding
Source: RefSeq, a predicted model, not a curated record
AUGACCACAAUUACCACUACCCACUCGCUCGAGGAGCAAGGCAACUCCAUUCCUGUCAAGGCGGAUGCUCCAAUCCAAGCCGCCGGCGCCCAAGCAGCACUCGCAACCGGCGGUUACGAGUUCCCCGGCAUUCCCAAGAUUGACGACCUCUAUAAAAAGCGACAAUGGCAGCUUGAGCACAUGGCUGGUGCAUUCCGGGUCUUUGCACGGAAGGGAUAUACGGAGGGCACUAGCGGUCACAUCAGUGUGCGCGAUCCGAUCGAUCCAUCGACAUUCUGGAUUAACCCCAUGGGAAAGCACUUCGGGAUGCUCAAGGCCAGCGACAUGGUGCACAUUGACGAGGAAGGCCAGGUUAUCGGCGGAAACAAGACUGCCAUCAAUGCAGCUGGCUUCAUGAUCCACAGCGCCAUCCACAAGGCACGACCUGAUAUCCAUGCUGCCUGCCACACGCACUCUCCGGCUGGAAAGGCCUGGUCCACAUUUGGACGGCCUCUCAACAUCAUUAACCAAGAUACCUGCAACUUCUGGGGCACACAGGCCGUCUACAAAUCAUUCGGUGGAGUGGUCCUGGGUGCAGAUGAGAGCGAUCGUAUUGCCGAGGCCCUGGGCGAUACAGGUCGGGUGAUGGUGCUCCAGAAUCACGGUCUCUUGACUACUGGUGGUACUGUUGACGAGGCUGCUUACCUGUUCACAUUAAUGGAGCGCUCCUGCGAGGUUCAAAUCAUGGUUGAGAGCACCGGGAUCGCUCAGAACAUGAUUGGAGACAGGGAAGCUGAAUUCACUGCUAAGGUGAACGCUGAUCCAGAAACUCUCUAUACCGAAUUCCAACCAGACUUUGAAUAUGAGAUCUGGAAGUCCAAGGGUGAAUUAUGCAAGGGGGAAUAA